AUGCUCUUCAGAUCGAGCCGAACGGCUCCUCAGAUCGUGCUGAACGGCUCCUCAGAUCGAGCCGAACGAUCGAGUCAAACGAGGCUUUGGAUCAAGCCGGACGGUUCCUCACAUCGAGCCGUAUGGCUCCUCAGAUCGAGCCAAACGGCUCCUCGGAUCGAGCCGAACGGCUCCUCAGAUCGAGCCGAAUGGCUCCUCAGAUCGAGCCAAACGGCUCCUGGGAUCGAGCCGAACGGCUCCUCGGAUCGAGCCGAACGGCUCCUCAGAUCAAGCCAAACGGCUCCCCAGAGCGAGCCGAAUGUCCUCCUCAGAUCGAGCCAAACGGCUCCUCGGAUCGAGCCGAACGGCUCCUCGGAUCGAGCCGAACGGCUCCUCGGAUUGAGCCGAACGGCUCCUCGGAUCGAGCCGAACGGCUCCUCAGAUCGAGCCGAAUGGCUCCUCGGAUCGUACCAAACGGCUCCUCGGAUCGAGCCGAACGGCUCCUCAGAUCGAGCCAAACGGCUCCUCAGAGCGAGCCGAAUGUCUCCUCAGAUCGAGCCAAACGGCUCCUCGGAUCGAGCCGAACGGCUCCUCGGAUCGAGCCGAACGGCUCCUCAGAUCGAGCCAAACGGCUCUUUGGAUCAAGCCGAGUGGUUCCUCAGAUCAAGCCGAACGGCCCCUCAGAUCGAUCUGAAUGGCUCCUCAGACCGAGCCGAAAGGCUCCUCAGAUCGUGCCGAACGGCUCCCCAGAUCAAGCCGAAUGGCUCCUCGGAUCAAGCCGAACGGUUCCUCACAUCGAGCCGAAUGGCUCCUCAGAUCGAGCCAAACGGCUCCUCGGAUCGAGCCGAACGGCUCCUCAGAUCGAGCCGAAUGGCUCCUCAGAUCGAGCCAAACGGCUCCUGGGAUCGAGCUAAACGGCUCCUGGGAUCGAGCCGAACGGCUCCUCGGAUCGAGCCGAACGGCUCCUCAGAUCGAGCCAAACGGCUCCCCAGAGCGAGCCGAAUGUCUCCUCAGAUCGAGCCAAACGGCUCCUCGGAUCGAGCGAACGGCUCCUUGGAUCGUGCCGAACGGCUCCUCAGAUCGAGCCAAACGGCUCCUCAGAGCGAGCCGAAUGUCUCCUCAGAUCGAGCCAAACGGCUCCUCGGAUCGAGCCGAACGGCUCCUCAGAUCGAGCCAAACGGCUCCCCAGAGCGAGCCGAAUGUCUCCUCACAUUGAGCCAAACGGCUCCUCAGAUCGAGCUGAAUAGUUCCUCAGAUCGAGUCAAACGAAUCGAGCCGAACGGCUCCUCAGAUCGACCCGAAAUGCUCUUCAGAUCGAGCCGAACGGCUCCUCAGAUCGUGCUGAACGGCUCCUCAGAUCGAGCCGAACGGUUCCUCACAUUGAGCCAAACGGCUCCUCAGAUCGAGCUGAAUAGUUCCUCAGAUCGAGUCAAACGAGGCUUUGGAUCAAGCCGGACGGUUCCUCACAUCGAGCCGAAUGGCUCCUCAGAUCGAGCCAAACGGCUCCUCGGAUCGAGCCGAACGGCUCCUCAGAUCGAGCCGAAUGGCUCCUCAGAUCGAGCCAAACGGCUCCUGGGAUCGAGCCGAACGGCUCCUCGGAUCGAGCCGAACGGCUCCUCAGAUCAAGCCAAACGGCUCCCCAGAGCGAGCCGAAUGUCUUCUCAGAUCGAGCCAAACGGCUCCUCGGAUCGAGCCGAACGGCUCCUCGGAUUGAGCCGAACGGCUCCUCGGAUCGAGCCGAACGGCUCCUCGGAUCGAGCCGAACGGCUCCUCAGAUCGAGCCAAACGGCUCCCCAGAGCGAGCCGAAUGUCUCCUCAGAUCGAGCCAAACGGCUCCUCGGAUCGAGCCGAACGGCUCCUCGGAUUGAGCCGAACGGCUCCUCGGAUCGAGCCGAACGGCUCCUCAGAUCGACCCGAAAUGCUCUUCAGAUCGAGCCGAACGGCUCCUCAGAUCGUGCCGAACGGCUCCUCAGAUCGUGCCGAACGGCUCCUCAGAUCGAGCCGAACGGUUCCUCACAUUGA
Messenger RNA from Phaedon cochleariae (mustard beetle), 2001 nucleotides. NCBI's taxonomy places the organism in Eukaryota, Metazoa, Arthropoda, Insecta, Coleoptera, Chrysomelidae. The record is from the annotation of a GenBank genome assembly.